AAAUGUAUCCCUCUUAUGGCAUCUCAAUUCCAACCAGCGUGAUCAUUGUCAACAGCAAAACUCAGCCUGUCUGCAACGCCGGACUUCUACGAGGUUGUCACGUUUCGCUCAAGCCGAGAGGCAUUAAUCUGUGGCUAGGCCCCGAGAAUGGGUGUCCAGUGCCUCCGGCAGGCUUCAUGUGCCUGUUUGGCGUCUGCCGCCCAUGGCUCUGGCCCGUGAUGAUCUUGAUAUGCAUGUGCAUUGCUGGACUGAUUGGCCUCAGGUUAUUGCGCUGCUCAUAGGGUUAGUUCCAUGCCUCGCGGAGACUUGCGUCAUCGUCUACUUCCAUCGCAAGUGAGAGCAGGGAGCUGCUGCCAGACAUGGUGAGGGUGGUGAGACAGGUUGCGGGCUCGGAUCGACGCCGAGAAGUCCGGCUACGAGGACCUCCCGUCCAACUACAGCAACGAAGUGCGUUGAACUGCCGGCCGGUGUUGAUGACAUCACAGUCAUUGCACAGGUCGUUGUGGACGAGAACAAGAUGGAUGUCGAUUCAGACGAUGACAAUGUUCCUUGACUUCGCUCGUGUGAUGAUGGUGACUGUUGCGCAGUUGCCUGACGCCCUGCCACCGACAUUUUUCGUCACGGGCGCAGACGAUUGAAGGGCUGUUGUCAGGACGAGCGUGUACACGUACUGUAAGAUUGUACAUCACAUUUACUUCAAAUUGUAUAUUAUUCAAUUACAUUGUCCAAUUUUUUGUUG
This is a messenger RNA of Guillardia theta CCMP2712, 739 nucleotides long. RefSeq lists its product as hypothetical. The record is from RefSeq and is a predicted model, not a curated record. Lineage: Eukaryota; Cryptophyceae; Pyrenomonadales; Geminigeraceae. The annotation marks the transcript as partial. The transcript has a single exon.